Molecule: messenger RNA, 1238 nt
Organism: Neurospora crassa OR74A
Lineage: Eukaryota; Fungi; Ascomycota; Sordariomycetes; Sordariales; Sordariaceae
Exons: 1
Coding region: 397-1086 (229 amino acids)
Source: RefSeq, a predicted model, not a curated record
ACAAAACUCCAUCCAAACUCCACAGAACAACUUACAGUUGAUCACGACCCUCAGUUCUAUUUUGCUACGAAUUGCCUCAGCCGCUGCAUAUAUAACUUGUGUCUCGCAAUGUUACUUCACCAGCUUGGCUAACAUUUCUUGAGCUGGCGAGAGCGACACUUCAACAACAACAACAACAACAACAACAACAAUAACAACAACAUCAACAGCGGCAGCUCUUUACACAAUUAUUCUGGUUACGAAUGCUUUUCGAAGCAACACAUCCGAGGGGAUAGCUUCUGCUACUUUCAGGACCCACAAAAAGAACGCAAAGCACCCGUUCUCCAUCAUAUUCAUGUAAUCCAGUUAAAACCCAGGAGCCAUCAGUUUCGACACCGCCUCACAUACCUAGCCAUUAUGGAUAUCCCGCAGCAGCAGAAAGUACAGCAACAGGUGCCCACCAUGGAAGAAGUGCAGAACAUCAUCAAGCUGCAGCGCUCUAUCGUCAUGGCCGACAUCCUCAAAGUCAAGCCGGAAAUGAGCGAUCCGGAAAAGUACAACGCGGCUCUCAAGGAGGCUACGGCACUGGCUCUCUACAACAUCUACCACGCCAAGCGCGACCGCAAGGUCAAAACCGAGGCUUUUGUGGGAUGGUAUAUCUCCAAUUUCCUGUGGAUGAUGUUCCACGGUGGCGUCGAUCCCAAGAAAAACCCCAUCCGUCACUUGGAGCCCAUCGACUUCCCAGGAGAGCCCGAGUCUUUGGCGUAUGAAUGCUACAUGUUGGGAAGGCGAAAUCGAGACGAGGAGGCCCAGGACAAUCAGCAACAGGUUGCGGCAAGUGACAGGGAAGACGCUAAUGACGCGGCGCAGCCAUACGUAAAGGUUAAUGUCGAUCAGAGCACUGAAUACCUGAUCACGGUUGAGGUGGAUGGUGGACGUGAGGUGGCUCAUCCUCUGUACCGGAACAUUGCGCAGUGCGUCAAGGACUUUGGCCAAGGGUCUCACUAUGUCAGAAAAAGGCCAGGCCCAAGCUACAAGAAAAAAGUUGAAAGACCUGCCCCUGUUCAGCAGACUUCAUCAAGGCCGGCGAAGAGAGCAAGAUAUUGACUUGUGCUCACAAGAGACUGGGUUUAUCGUCUGCUUUCGCUAUACGCGAUGCUCAUCAGCCUGCUGCCAGCGAAGAAUGGGGGCCGAUAAUACUUGUUGAUUAUCCAUCUCCAAAAACUCGACCUAAUACAAGCUCAAACUCAACUGCUCGC